This is a messenger RNA of Suillus fuscotomentosus, 801 nucleotides long. RefSeq lists its product as uncharacterized. The transcript is spliced from 4 exons. The record is from RefSeq and is a predicted model, not a curated record. NCBI's taxonomy places the organism in Eukaryota, Fungi, Basidiomycota, Agaricomycetes, Boletales, Suillaceae. The coding region runs from base 1 to 801 and encodes 266 amino acids.
AUGUUCUCAUUCACAGACCAUCUAGCCAAAGUUUUACUACCCCUACCCAACCUACACACUCCCACAAGUAAUAGGUCGGAGAGGAACCUCGUUAACGCACCACACCUCCUCAGCUUCUUUUUGAACUUUGUCCUGCGGAACCGCGUUCUCCCAAAAGUCUCACAUGAACACGGCAUCCGCAAUGCCCUCGAUAUUGUGGAGCUCGCGAAGAAGGAGCUGCCCUUGACAUACAAGAUUGGGCGGGCGUUACCCAAUGUGCUCAGCACUCUCAAAGAACAUGGGCGACAAACUCGACAAGGAGAAGGGCCGCAUGCUCCUUCCCCACAACCUCCUCUUGAUCUUACACCUUCUCUGGCGAAGGCUCCACCCCCACCAAACCUGACCUCAGGCCUAGUGCUGAGUUCAGAGAGGGCCGCAGAUGCAGGAGAGAUGCUCUAUCCACCCACAAAGAACUCGACAUUCUCAAAGUCGAGCAUUCCCGUACUUUCUCCUCCCAAACUUGUGCCCUUCAAGAUCUCCAAACCCAAGAAAAAGACCUGCACUCACAAGCGCACGGGGUCGUUGAUGGAUGAAGUUGCGAAGUUGAGGAGGACGGUGCAUGAGAUGCAGCAGACCAUUCAGAGUGCAGUUGCGCAAGGAGCGGGAUUGGGAUUGGGAUUGGGAUUUAAUUGGGAGGGUGUGAUCCAGGACAAGUUCUAUGGACAGUAUUUUGAAGAUCCUGGCUGCAUCUGGUGUGAGGAGAGUCAGUGUCAGUUCGAGCGUGUCCAGCGGAUAGGAAGGAAAUGCGACAGCGAGUACUGA